Molecule: messenger RNA, 834 nt
Organism: Paramecium sonneborni
Lineage: Eukaryota; Ciliophora; Oligohymenophorea; Peniculida; Parameciidae
Source: the annotation of a GenBank genome assembly
AAAAUAAUGAAGAACUUAGUUUUAUUAUGUCUAAUUGCUUUAAAUCAAUCUAUACCAGCAUCUCUAAAAGAUUAAUGCACAUGUUCAAAGUUUCCAAAUGAAACCACUUGUUUAGAAUAAGAGCAUUGUAUAUGGAGAACUACACUCUGUUAAGACAGAAGUUGUAGUCAAUACUAUAACAAAGAUAAGUGCAAUGCAGUUUCACAUUGUUCAUGGAAUAUUUCUAAAUGUGCUGAAUUUACAAAAUGUACUGAUUAUUUCAUGAACGACUCUUAUGAUUGCUAUAAAAUAGGAAAUUAGGAUUUAAAUUAGUUUUGCAUGCCAACAGAAAACGGAAACUAAUGCUCUAACUAUGAAUUAACACCAUGUGGAAAUUUUGAAGAUGAUUGUGCUGGAUUUUAAACUUAAUGGAAAUUAUGUUAUUGGUACAAUAAUACUUGUAAUAUAAUUGAUAUUCGAUAUUGUGAUACUUAGCUUAAUGAAGAAUUAUGUUUUAUUUUUGGGUAAGGAUUAGGAUGCUAAUGGAAAGAUAACAAAUGUUAAGUUAUUGCUUGUUCAGAUUUUACAACAGAAAGUACAUGCAUUUUAUAAAGAUAAAAUUUCAUUGAAGAUGGAACUAUUCUUUGUAUGUGGGAUGGAGCUAAAUGCUAAGAAGCUUAAGAUGUCUCACAUUUAGAUUAUUCUAACUGUUUAGUUAAUUCAUUUUAUAAUUAUAUUUGGGACUCAACUAAAGGUGCUUGUGUUGCUUGUAGAGAUUACAGUCCACCAUCAUCAACUCCAUGAUAAUAAGAAAUACUUGAACUAUAAUAAAUAUAAUAUGCUUUUUUAAAAUUC